AUGGCGUCUAAUCGAUUGCACUGGUUCUGUCUUUUCUUUUACGAAAAAUUCGUGUAGUAUUUACCAUUUAAAAGCGUUGUGAGUGUUUGUCAAUUGUGAGGACGAGUGCUGGGUCCCGCCGUUUCCGAGAGCGAACCGCAGCAACCAACGUACAAGAGUGUCCAGAUUGCGGAUAAGAUUGAAGAAGGAGGAGGAGGAGCAGAGCGAGGAGCCGAGUGCAAAAACAACGGGCAGCAGGCAGCGCCAAGAAAAUGCAUUUGUAACUCACACACUCUCCCGUAAACACACACAAGCAUACCACACAGACGCGGGCUGCAGCAAGGACUGGCCAGGAGGAAACCACCUCAUCAUCAGCAGCAGCAGCCACACCAUCACCAUCUUCGCCAGGUGGAGCAGGGGCAAGAAGAGGCGGCGGAGGAGGAGGAGGAGCGAAGGCGGCAGCGGAAGCAGCAGCAGCAACUACAAAUGGCACUGGUGACGGUGCAGCGCUCUCCCAGUGUGGCUGGCUCCUGCUCGAAUUCGGAUGGCGAGGCCGAGGACGACGAGGGCAAUAGCAAAAGCAACGUGGAGCGGAGCGAGUGCUUUUUCGCAGGCAAGGGCACCGCCCUGGUCUUGGCCCUCAAGGACAUCCCGCCCCAGCAGCACAGUGAACGGAGACUGAGCACAGACUCAACACGUUCCAGCAACAGCACGCAGAGCAAUAACUCAGACAUCCAGCUACACCUGCAGUCCAUGUUCUUUCUGCUGCAGCGCGAGGACACGCUCAAGAUGGCUGUCAAGCUGGAGUCGCAGCGGUCCAACCGUACGCGCUACCUGGUGAUCGCCUCGAGGAGCUGCUGUCGAUCCUCCACCAGCGAACGAAGGCGCCACCGGAUUAUGCGUCACAACUCGGCCAAGGUCAGCGGGUCCUCGGCCCCGUCAUCCUCAACCCAGCGCCAGCUAUCAGAGGAGCAGGCCCCGGCCCCAGCAGCCAGUAAAUGUGAUAGGUCAGCGGACAAGGAGAAUUUGACAGCAACAGCGACAGCGGCCGGCGAUAACAACAAGAAUACCUCGGGCAUGGAGGAGUCCUGCCUGUUGGGCAUUGACUGCAACGAGCGGACUACCAUUGGCCUUGUGGUGCCCAUUCUAGCAGACACAACUAUCCACUUGGAUGGCGACGGUGGCUUCAGUGUCAACGUGUAUGAGAAGACGCAUAUCUUCAAGCCAGUUUCUGUACAGGCCAUGUGGUCAGCGCUGCAGACGUUGCACAAAGUUUCGAAGAAGGCUCGUGAGAACAACUUCUAUGCCAGCGGUCCCUCUCAUGAUUGGCUGUCUAGCUAUGAGAGUCGCAUCGAGUCGGAUCAAUCCUGUCUGAACGAGUGGAAUGCCAUGGAUGCGCUAGAAAGCCGCCGCCCCCCCUCGCCAGAUGCCAUACGAAACAAACCCCCCGAGAAGGAGGAGACCGAGAGUGUAAUCAAGAUGAAGCUAAAGGCCAUCAUGAUGUCAGUGGACCUGGACGAGGUCACCUCCAAGUAUAUUCGCGGACGCCUCGAAGAGAUCCUGGACAUGGACCUGGGCGAAUAUAAAUCGUUCAUCGACACCGAAAUGCUCGUUAUUCUCGGUCAAAUGGAUGCGCCAACUAAAAUCUUUGAGCACGUCUACCUGGGCUCUGAGUGGAACGCCAGCAACUUGGAAGAACUUCAAAAGAAUGGCGUUCGGCACAUUCUGAAUGUAACCCGGGAGAUUGACAACUUUUUUCCGGGAACCUUUGAGUAUUUCAACGUGCGCGUUUAUGACGAUGAGAAGACCAACUUGCUUAAGUACUGGGACGACACGUUCCGCUACAUUUCGCGGGCGAAGGCCGAGGGCUCCAAGGUGCUAGUACACUGCAAAAUGGGCGUCAGUCGGUCCGCCUCGGUCGUGAUCGCAUACGCGAUGAAGGCUUACCAGUGGGAGUUCCAGCAGGCCCUGGAGCACGUGAAGAAACGACGUAGCUGCAUCAAGCCGAACAAAAACUUCUUGAACCAACUAGAGACCUACAGCGGUAUGCUGGACGCCAUGAAGAACAAGGAGAAACUGCAACGCAGCAAGAGCGAGACGAACUUAAAGAGCACAAAGGACGCGCGCCUGCUGCCUGGCAGCGAGCCGACGCCUCUCAUCCAGGCCCUCAACCAGGCCAAGUCCAAGUCCACUGGGGAGGCCGGGGUAACGCCUGAUGGCGAGGAAGAGGAGCAGCGGUUACACCGGCGUUCGAGUGCUCAAAAAUCACAGCGCCGAAUGGUUCGGCGAUCCAGCAGCACCUCGCCCAAGACCCAGACAGCGGUGGUCACCAAGCAGCAGAGCCAGUCCAUGGAGAACCUUACGCCCGAGCGCAGUGUGGCCGAGGAGCCAAAGAACAUGCGAUUCCCGGGCAGCAACGGUGAGAACUACAGCGUCACACAGAACCAGGUACUGCACAUACAGAAGCACACGCCUCUGUCUGUGCGCACGCGGGUUCACGAUCUCGAGGCGCACACCUCGGACCAGCCUCCGCAACAAUCCCAGCCCGUCUGGACCUCGCUUACCAAACUGAUCACGCAGACAUCCCACCUCGCAGGAAGUGGGAACAGCAGUGCGGGUGUGAGCGGGGGUAUCUCACCGCGUCGCGACUCCAGCUCCUCGGAUGUAUUUUCCUCUCAGGUGGACAGCGUUUUCGCCAAGGAGGAAGUCGAGAAGCGACAACGUCGCAAAACGCACUCGUGGACUGAGUCCUUCGGACCUAGUGGCGGUAUCGUUUUGGAUCCAACCCCUCAGCAGCAGCAUACCAAUGCCAUUCUGCUUCGACCGCGGGGCCAACGUCAACGGGAACCACCCUUCAGGCAUGCCAGCUGGGGUUCUGGCGACAACAGGAGCAGUUUACCCGUGAGGACCAGCUCGUGCUCAUACUACGACAGCAACCGUAACACGACGGCUAUCUUUGAGGGAGAGAUCCAGGAUCUAAAGCGCAGCAGUAACUUCAAUGUCAGCGAUGGAGUCGCAGUGGCAGCGUCCACAGGGGUCGUAGCUGGUGAGGGCACCGUAAAGCGCACCAAGCAGAAGCUAGAGGAGAGCACUGCGCUUAAGAAGCGCUGCCAGGAGGACAGCCAGGAGCUACUGCUCGAGGCGGUAGAUGGCCAUCAGAAGCGGUGUCCGAGUCUAUACCGAAGUGCCUCGUCCGCUCACAGUCCCCGACAGCGUCAGCCACUGCGCUGCAACAGUGAGGAGCUAAUGCACACCAGCGACAUCGAGAACAAAAAUACCACGCCCGGCGACCAGGAAGUGACGGUGGUGCUACGCGGCCAGACUCAAGCGGUGGGAGAAGAUCAGCGCAUCUCGGGAAAUGUGCAAAUACUCAAGCAGAACUUUGAAGCCAAAGCAGGAGCGAUAGGCGUUGGAGGAGGAGGAGGAAAUAUUGCAUCUGGGACUGCAUCCGGAAGCAGUUCGGUCCUCGUAGCAUCGGGCUCCGGGGCCAGUUCUGUGGGUUUGGGCAAAAAGACAACCAGCCACCAAUCACUGCCCUCCUCGCCAGUGGCACAACAUGCGAACCAUGUAAAUGCCUCCUCGAACUCCAACUCCAACUCAUCCGCGUCCAACUCGUCCGAUUCCAGCGUAAGCGAAAAUUGUGAUCGUAAUGUAAAAGGUCUAGUGCAUAAAUAUCAAACCACAACUUCCUGCAGUAGCCAGGCGGCGGCCCCACCAACAGUAGCCGUUGCGUCCGUCACCUCCGCCCCACUGCCGCCCGCAGGCACCAGCAAUGCGAGCAACAUGCUCAGCAGCAACACAAUUACCACCACCACUAGCUUCAAGCAACGCCCGCGCUCCUACUACGAUCGAUCUCUGUCGAACAGGUCAACGCACGAUUAUAGCGAGAAUCGCCCGCCUCCCGCACCUGCUCGCCACAGUCACAGUCAGCACAGCAGCAGCAACAGACAACAGCAGCAGCCAGAACAGCAGCAGGUUCAGAUCCGUCGACUGGCACAGCACGGCAAGACGCAUCCGCUGAGCAGGCUAAGUGCUCCCAAAACGAGCUUCAACACCGCAGCCUACAACACCAUGUAAAGGCAACGCUCUGCUUAAGAACAUCAACUACAACCAGCAAUCCAUACCCCAUUAGCCACUAAGGAAACGUCGUCAUCGUCACCAUUCAAUCGCCCGCUUUACGUAUUUAUAUAUUUGCCUGCUUUUGUCCAUCUUGUGUUUCUGUCCAACAAUUAAACACCACACCAUCACCAA
Molecule: messenger RNA, 4230 nt
Organism: Drosophila serrata
Lineage: Eukaryota; Metazoa; Arthropoda; Insecta; Diptera; Drosophilidae
Gene: ssh
Product: Protein phosphatase Slingshot
Biological process (GO): protein dephosphorylation; negative regulation of actin filament polymerization
Molecular function (GO): phosphatase activity; actin binding
Source: RefSeq, a predicted model, not a curated record